AACUACCCGAGAAUGCGAAUGGCAAAUCCCCCAAAGAAAAGGAACCCGCAUCGACGAAUUAAUAAGCACGGCUCCGUUGCUUCACGAACUCUCCUCUUUCUUUUUCCUCCACCUCUAUCGCUCCUCCUUCCCCCGGACUCCACCUCAACCCCCUCUCCGUCGCGUCGCCGCGGAGCCCUAGGACGGCGCCGCCGCGCUACCGCCAUGGCGCAGCCGUCGCAGGAGGCGAUCGAAACUUUCAUCAGCAUCACCGGCGCCGACGAGGCCGUCGCUGCCCGCAAGCUCGAGGAGCAUAGCGGUGACCUAAAUGAAGCGGUUAAUGCAUACUUCAAUGAAGGAGAUAGAUCCACCACCAGAAUCAAUCAGAAUCCUAUACCUGACAGUCAUGACGAUAUUAUGGAUCUGGACGAACCAUUUGAUCCUAUGUUUACCCGAUCUAUGGGCAACCCUUUUGGUAUUUUGGACCCAAGUUUUGUUGAGAGAGCCGCUGCUGGUUUCUUUGGUCAGGGACCUCAGGUUACACAUCCCAGGGAUGUGCGGCAGAUACCUAUUGAAGUUAAAGACACUGAUAAUCCUCAAAUUGGAAGUUCUGGUCAGGGUCCUGUUAUUGAAGAUGUUACUGGACGUGAGUCUUUAUAUGGUCUGGAGGUUCAUGGGACUGUUGUCAUUGAUGAGGAUGAUGAUGACUUGCCAUCUACCCAUGCUCCUGUUAUCCCAAGAAAUACUCCAAGCACAUACAAUUCUGCACCAAGUGCUCCUCCAUUGGUGGAUGUUAGUGACUAUAACAAUGACAUAGAAGAGGAGAUGAUCCGUGCAGCAAUUGAAGCGUCAAAAAGGGAUGCGGAAGGACUUACAAAUGUAGCAGAGCGAGAGAGAGUUCUACUUCAAGAGGGAAUGCAUGCAGUUGAUAAUUCUUCUGAUUUAUCUGAUAAGGAGGACAUUGAAGGAGCAAGUGAGGCAGUUGAAAGGCAAGUACUAACCACAGGGCAAGCUGGAACUUCUAGGCAAUUGGUUGAUGAAGAGAACUUCCAAGACGAUAUUGAAGAUGUUGACGAAGAACCUUUAGUUAGACAACGUUCCAGGCGUGUUCUAUCUGGAACUGCCGGGCCAACAGAAGCAGUGCAAAGGGCUGAGAGUCCUCCCUCAGGCCCUCAGCCUCAUGGUACUGAAAAUGCUCACCAGCAUAAUGGAGCUUUCCCCUCAGAGUGGGGAGGCAUUUCUUCUGAAGAGCACGAUGAAGCUGUUAUGCUUGAGGCUGCUAUGUUUGGUGGGAUUCCUGAACACACAGAAUAUCCAUUUCCCCUCCCAUCUCAUGGAAUCUCAACUGGUUAUCCCCGAGUAGCACAUCCUCCAUCACCAACAUUAACUGCACAGAGGUUGUUAAGGGAGCAGCAGGAUGAUGAGUAUCUUGCAGCCCUCCAAGCUGAUAGAGAAAAAGAGUUGAAGGCUGUGGAGGAUGCUGAGCUCCGUAGAUUAGAAGAAGUUGCUGCAAGAGAAGCUGCUAUUGAAAUGGAAAAGCAAAAGAACGAGGAAAAGCUGAGAAAACAACUUGAGGAAGAGGAGUUGGAGUCCAUGCUUGCAGCCAAGCGAGCUUCAUUACCAAAGGAGCCACUGCCAAAUUCUGAAGGAGCCGUCACAGUUGUAGUUCGCAUGCCUGAUGGCAGUCGCCAGGGAAGGCGCUUUUUGAAAUCUGAUCAGCUCCAGGUUCUUUUUGAUUUCAUUGACAUCAGCAAGUCAUUCAAGCCAGGAACCUAUAGACUGGUGAGGUCUUACCCCAGGCGUGCAUUCACCGACGAGGAGUGUCAGAUGUCGUUGAGUGAUGUGGGCCUCAGCAGCAAACAGGAGGCCUUGUUUCUAGAACAAAUUUCAGGAUAGUGUGAAGGAUUUAGUAAUGGACGGCAUUCAACUGGGGAUUCAUACUUUUUACUUCUAUCUGUCAUAUGUUGAUGGAAAGUUAGCAAGGUUUAUCGUGAACCUCCGCGUCGAGAAAUGUCGCAUUAUCCUCUUUUGUUUUAUGAUCCGGUGAUAGCAAGUUCCAUUAUGUACUUGGUGUUGCAAAUCCCACUUUAGGCAUGCAGUCAGGAUGUAUAUACAGCGCUCUUUUGUGAUCUAAGCUAAUGGAUUGCAUGGUA
This is a messenger RNA of Aegilops tauschii subsp. strangulata, 2132 nucleotides long. RefSeq names its product plant UBX domain-containing protein 8. Gene Ontology annotation, molecular function: ubiquitin binding. NCBI's taxonomy places the organism in Eukaryota, Viridiplantae, Streptophyta, Magnoliopsida, Poales, Poaceae. The record is from RefSeq and is a predicted model, not a curated record.